This is a messenger RNA of Penicillium brasilianum, 1866 nucleotides long. Lineage: Eukaryota; Fungi; Ascomycota; Eurotiomycetes; Eurotiales; Aspergillaceae. The record is from the annotation of a GenBank genome assembly.
CACCGACGGAGCAUUCGAGCUUCGUUUCUCGCCGUCUUUCAAGGCAUUCGACAUCAACCAAAAUGGUGACAACGAAAUCGCGCACCUCUGUGAAGGCUGCAAAGAACUCUCCAGAUGUACCAACGCGUUAUCUGCCCGCCAAAACCUUCGUCCUCGAUAAUGGCGCCUAUACCAUGAAAGCGGGUUAUGCUUGCGAUCCCUCGUCCUCUUCCGAAGAAGCCCUAUCCAACUGCGUUUCAAUACCGAAUGCAAUUGUAAAGACGCGAGAAAACCGGAUCUUGACUGGUGCACAGCUUACAACCCAUGUGACGGACUGGAACGAGGCGGUCUUUCGCCGUCCGGUGGAGAAGGGAUAUAUCGUGAACUGGGAAGCGGAGAGGGAGAUUUGGGACCAGACGUUCUUUGAGGAGAAGGCAACGGCGCGGAAUAAGCUGCUUCGUAUUGCUCAUCCAGAGGAAACGACUUUGAUACUCACCGAAGCUCCGAAUAACAUGCCGGUCUUGCAGCGGAAUACGGACGAGAUGGUUAUGGAGGAGUGGGGAUUCGGAGGUUAUGUUAGGUGUCUAGGACCAACUCUCAAUGCCUGGAACGAGGUCAAUUCGCUAUUCGGUGACCCUCUCACCAAGUCCGACUCUGAUGUCUUGCCAAAGGACUGCCUGCUGGUUGUUGAUUCGGGAUACUCGCAUACAACAGUGACACCCGUAUACAAAGGCCAACCUCUCCAACGUGCUAUCCGGCGGCUUGAUGUCGGUGGCAAGUUUCUCACAAACUACUUGAAAGAGAUCGUCUCCAUGCGGCAAUACAACAUGGUGGAUGAGACUUACAUCAUGAACGAAGUCAAGGAGGCAGUUUGCUUCGUCAGCAAUGAUUUCAAGGCCGAUAUGGAAAGGACCUGGAAGGCCAAUCGCAAGCGUGAAGAAGCUCAAAGCGUCGUAGUGGACUACGUACUUCCAGAUCCAAAUGCACACAAGACAGGCUUCAUGCGCCCGCAUGAUCCACUUUUACAUGCGAAGAAAAAGAAGGGUGCGCUGUCCGGCCUCAGUGCAGAGAUUCUGUCCGAGGAUGUGUUGGUUCUAGGCAAUGAACGGUUCGCGGUUCCGGAGCUUCUGUUUACGCCCAGUGAUAUUGGCAUGCAACAAGCCGGUAUUCCCGACAUGAUUAUGCAGAGCUUGUCAGUACUGCCGCCUGGAUUGCACGCUGCUUUCUUGGCGAAUGUGUUGGUCGUUGGUGGUAAUUCGCAGAUUCCGGGCUUCAUGGAACGACUGGAGAAUGAUCUACGCGGGAUUGCCUCUUCGGAAUGUGUUGUUCGUGUACGACGUGCUGAGGACCCUUUCCGCUCUACCUGGCUCGGAGGCUCUCGUUUCGCAAGUAACCGCGAAGAAGUUGGCAAGUUGGCCAUUACCCGCCAGGAAUACCAAGAAUAUGGGUCAGGAUGGGCCAGCCGCCGUUUCGCCGGCAUGAUAUGAUUGCGGGCUAGGAGGGGUAAAUCAUCCGACUGGUCGUCAUUUUAGGAGUUCUGGGAGCUGUAUAAGCGCUAGGCUUUAGCUAUGCAUUAAGAUACCCAUGUAUUUGUCUUAUUGAUGGUUUUUACUCUUGUUGAACGUCCUGGCGGCUCCUCCUGUGUUAUUCCAUGGUUUCCCACGGAUCUAUCCUUGGUCAUAGUAAGCCUCCACAACGUAAAUAGAGAUACUCUGAAAGUCUCUUCUCUCAAUCUCAUUGGUGAAUCACUUUGAGUAUAGCAUUACGCUCAUUUUACACGCACUAUUCUUGAUGCUCUGUGUGUAAUACCCCUGACAAGUGCAAGUACGGAUAGCAGUGAGUCAAAGUGUACCAAUAAUCAUGCCGCCAUACUACAAUCUAUGAUGC